Telopea speciosissima is the source of this 375-nucleotide messenger RNA. RefSeq lists its product as uncharacterized. The transcript has a single exon. Bases 1 to 375 code for a protein of 124 amino acids. Lineage: Eukaryota; Viridiplantae; Streptophyta; Magnoliopsida; Proteales; Proteaceae. The record is from RefSeq and is a predicted model, not a curated record.
AUGGGGAAUUUUAUUUGCAAGGUACUUUCAAAAAUUUUGGCUCUUAGAUUGGCUGGUGUUCAUCCUCACUUAAUAUCUGAGGAACAGCGUGAGUUUCAGAAAGAAAAGGUGAUUUUUGAUAAUAUCAGUUUGGCAUCGAAGUUGACAAAUCUUUUUCACAAGGUUGGGAGAGGGGGAGGUGUAGGCCUUAAGAUUGAUAUUCAAAAGGCUAAUGACACUCUCUCAUGGGAUUUUUUGCUUGAAGUGAUGAUGAAGUUUGGCUUCAGUGAGGUUUGGGUUCGUUGGAUGUAUAGGCUGCUGGUUACUACUUGUAUUUCGGUUCUGGUGAACGGUGGUCCAGUUGGUUUCUUUGGGGUGAAGAGGGGGCUUCGCUAG